AUGACAUUCCACUUCUUAGGUUAUGUGUUGGAGCCAUUGAAUGAGUUCAACACUACAUUUAAGGCCGAUGAAUCAAGGAUUGGAUAUCUUGGAGAAGAAAUCCACAAACUUCUAAGAAAAUUCCUUGGCCGUUUUAUAAAGGCAGGAAUAAUCAAGAAUUCCAAGGACCUCAUCAGUGUGGACUUCCAAAAUCCAGAAAACCAGCUCCAAGAUAACAUACUUGCAGUUGGAAUUCUUACCAGGUUCUACAUUGCAGAGAAUGAUGAGGAUAUUCCACCAGUAGACUUGGCAAAUUUUUUCCAGAAUGUAAGGGGGUUCUACUGUGCCAUCACAAAGAAAAUGCUAAAGCACUUUCCAUUCAAGGACCCAGUUGUCAACAAUUUAGGAUUCUUGAAUCCUCACAGAAGGGAAGAGACCAUCUUACAGUCUAUAGUGGAGAUUGCCAGAAGAUUCCCUGCCAUAGUUCAGGAAAAGGACUUCCCAAAGUUGGAAGAGGAGUAUCUGGAUUUCAGUGUUUCUCCUGACUGUGACCUUCCAAACUUUGAGAAGGGGCAGACAAGAAUAGAGUCUGACUCAUUUUGGGGAGAGAUGGGGGAAAUCACCAACAAAGUCUCUGGAACACCAAGAUUCCCAAUUCUCAGUAAAAUUGCCCAGUCUAUGUGCUGUAUCCCAAACAGCAAUGCAGAUUGUGAGAGGGUGUUCUCCCUUGUGAGAAAAAUACAGACAGAACAAAGAGCUUCCAUGGACAAUCAGACACUAUGUAGUCUUCUAUGUGCUAAAAUAAACUGUAAAGAGGAAUGCCAUCAAGUGAAACCUUCUAAGGACACUCUAAAACUGACUAAAUCAGCAGCUUACAAUUACAAUAAAGAACAUGAAAGUGUAUCAUUUGUUAUUUCUUAG
Molecule: messenger RNA, 900 nt
Organism: Saccostrea echinata
Lineage: Eukaryota; Metazoa; Mollusca; Bivalvia; Ostreida; Ostreidae
Exons: 3
Coding region: 1-900 (299 amino acids)
Molecular function (GO): protein dimerization activity
Source: RefSeq, a predicted model, not a curated record